Molecule: messenger RNA, 1162 nt
Organism: Passer montanus (Eurasian tree sparrow)
Lineage: Eukaryota; Metazoa; Chordata; Aves; Passeriformes; Passeridae
Product: translation initiation factor IF-2-like
Exons: 1
Coding region: 392-1024 (210 amino acids)
Source: RefSeq, a predicted model, not a curated record
CAUUAUUAUUCCUAUUGACAUUAUAAUAAUCAUCAGCAGCAUUAUCAUGAUUUUAAAUCAUCUUCCUCACUCCGGACUGGGGCGGGGCCAUGCCUGACCCAGGCCAGUCCCUCCCUCGGGCCCGGGGCUGCAGGGGGGGGUCCCGGCCCCUGCGAGGAGCUGGGGAACAAGGGGGGGGCAGGACGGGGGUGGGGACGUGGGGGUGAGCAGGGGAUGUGCUGGGAAUGCAGGAGAUGAGAAGGGGAUGCAGGGGAUGAGCAGGGGAUGUGAGUGGGUCGUUCUGUGCCUCUUACUCGAGUGGUUGUUUCUCCCACAGGGAUGUGCAGGGGGGAUGCAGGAGAUGAGCAGGAGAUGAGCAGGGGGUGCAGGAGAUGAGCAGGGGGUGCAGCAGAUGAGCAGGGGUUGCAGGCAGGGGAUGCGCACAGGAGGCGCGGGGAUGCAGUGGGAUGUGCGCAGGGACGCAGCUCGAUGUGCGCAGGAUGUGCGCAGGGACGCAGCAGGAGGUGCGCGGGGAUGUGCGCAGGAUGUGCGCGGGAUGUGCGCGGGGAUGCAGCGGGGCGAGCGCGGGGAUGCAGAGCGAUGUGAGCGCGGGUGCGGCGGGGACGCGGCGGGGCGAGCGCGGGGCCGCGGCGGGGCGAGCGCGGAGAUCCAGCGCGAGGUGCGCGGGAUGUGCGCGGGGAUGCAGCGCGACGUGCGCGGGCUGUGCGCGGGGAUGCGGCGCGACGCGCGAGGGAUGAGCCCCGAGAUCCAGCGCGACGUGCGCGCCGUGUGCGCGGGGAUCGAGCGCGACGUGCGCGGGAUGUGCGCGGGCUGCGCUCGGGCCGUGCCCGGCCCCGAUCCCCCCGCUCCGCGCCCCCGGUACUCGCCUGGCGCAGCAUCCCCGGCCCGGGGCGCAGCGGGGCCGGGGGAGCCCCCCGGGCCCUCCUGGAUCCCUCGCGGGGCCAAGGUCACCCCGCGGCGGCUGCAAUUCCCAGGAGGAGGCGAAACACCGGGAAAAGGCCCGGGGGGAGCGGGGCAGGAGUGAGGGGUGCGCUCCAGACCCCUCCCAGCCGCCUUUCCCCCCGCAUUUUCCUCUUCUUCCUCAUCGGAUGUCCCAUCCCGGGGGAUGACGGCGCAGCCUUUGAGAAUCCGGCACAAACAGACGCGGAUCUAUUUCGGGAUU